Messenger RNA from Menidia menidia (Atlantic silverside), 1587 nucleotides. The record is from the annotation of a GenBank genome assembly. Lineage: Eukaryota; Metazoa; Chordata; Actinopteri; Atheriniformes; Atherinopsidae.
CGUCCCGCGGCGGCUCCGCUGUCACAGUUCCAUACCGAGUUGGUCGUGUGGGUUUAUAUGCCCGAAAUCAAACAUCCCUCCUCCGUGACAGCAGCUGGUGUGUGUUAUUAGCUAGAAACGGUCUUUUUCUUUCACGUUUUGAGAAAUUUGUGCCAAAUAAAUCCAAUUUUAUUAGUGUAGGAAGAGUUGAUGUUUCACAGAUCGUAAUUAUACGGUUUAUGCGAGUGAUCUAUGUAAAGAAGAAACCAAUAUAUGAUCCUCUCAUUGUGUAUUAUAGGGAGACAUCAGUAUAAACGAAGACAGUCACUGUGAUUGCGGAUCUUGUUAGUCAGUUACACACUCACAAAUGGCAACCAGUGCCAAGAGGCCCUCCCUGCAGGGCCCGGUGCCCCCUCCACGCAAGAAGACAACCCCCAAGUUGGAGCUGACUGAGGAGCAGAAGCAGGAGAUCAGGGAGGCCUUUGAGCUGUUCGACACCGAUGGCUCGGGGCAAAUUGACGUCAAGGACCUGAAGGUGGCAAUGAGAGCUCUGGGGUUCGAACCAAAGAAGGAGGAGAUUAAGAAGAUGAUUGGGGAAGUUGAUAAGGACGGCACAGGAAAGAUCUCCUUCUCUGACUUCCUCACGGUCAUGACUCAAAAAAUGGCUGAGAAAGACUCCAAAGAGGAGAUCCUGAAAGCUUUCCGUCUGUUUGAUGACGACGAGACGGGCAAGAUCUCCUUCAAGAACAUUAAGAGAGUAGCCAAAGAGCUUGGGGAGAACCUGACGGACGAGGAGCUGCAGGAAAUGAUAGAUGAAGCAGACAGGGAUGGAGACGGGGAAGUGAACCAGCAGGAGUUUUUGCGCAUCAUGAAGAAAACCUGCCUGUACUGAUGGAAGCGCGGGACGUGGGGAGGAUCAGUGGUGGCUUUAUGUGGAAUGCUGCUUAUACAUUUUUGUCUAGAAAACCCUAAUUAUUAUACAGUGCCAUGCAUCUUUUAUUUAUGUGACAAUCUACUUUUAAAUCCAUCAUGAAAACACAUCUUUGGAAUGCUGCAACUUUUUAAGAACACGUGUUGCUAUUAAUUAAAAUAGAUUCUCAGUGCCUGCCACAAAACAGUGAAUACACAGUACAUGCCUGUGCUUUAUUUAAGAGACUUUCCACAGUUUGAUCCAUCCUCCCGCUGUCUGAGUCUGGUAGUGCUUUAGAUUCGUGCCGUUUUAUACGGGAAAUAUGCGAUCUGUCCUGGCAUUAAUGGGGAGUGCUGUAUCAUAUUUGUGCUGCCUGUGGAUUUCUGCCUGUGCCUCCUCAAAGUGCGGCCAUCACAAUCAGGGAAGCCGCCCCGCAGACCUCUCUGACCUGCACUCCUUCCGUAGAGGUCCCACCAUCUUUAACACAACAGAUAUCAAUGUAUUUUUCUUGAAUUUAUCCUAAAAGUAUUUAUCUUUCUGUCGUGCAUUUUCUCUUGUACGUGUCUGAAUGUUUUGUAUAUUGUGAGCUGAUGAGUAGGCGUACAGCAUAGUCCUCUUUAAGGAACGGAUUAAAUAUAUUGAAGCAGUAUGUCUUGUCUUUGUCCCUUUUUUGAACAGCUCUAUUUAUCAGUGUUUGA